This is a messenger RNA of Clarias gariepinus (North African catfish), 2762 nucleotides long. It is a transcript of the gene slc6a1a, whose product is annotated as solute carrier family 6 member 1a. Bases 411 to 2252 code for a protein of 613 amino acids. The record is from RefSeq and is a predicted model, not a curated record. Lineage: Eukaryota; Metazoa; Chordata; Actinopteri; Siluriformes; Clariidae. Gene Ontology annotation, biological process: sodium ion transmembrane transport; neurotransmitter transport. Gene Ontology annotation, molecular function: gamma-aminobutyric acid:sodium:chloride symporter activity. The transcript has 15 exons. Gene Ontology annotation, cellular component: plasma membrane; cell surface; axon.
CACACACACACUCAUGCUCCUUCCCCCCUUGCCUUAGGAAGAUUUCGUCUUUUCUUUAAUGGAAAUAAAAACACAUUUACAUCCUGAGCAAAACUGCAAGUUUACAACUCUGGGGUACACCUGCAGAACCUGCAGAACCUACAGAACCAACAGAACCUAGAGGACCUUGUACAGAACCUGGUUUUCAUGAAGGAAAGGAAAGCUUCUUGCAGGAUAUUCAGUCUGACUGCUAACUGUAGCUGAAGAUCCGCUGUGUGACGUCACACAUCUGUCCUAAACGUCACAACCCUCCUGGAUUUGAAGGGAAAUAGUUUUUAAUAAAGCGUGCGAAGCUGCUGUCUACGUGGACCGGUGCUGAAGUCUCGCGCCUCACGGCCAAGAGGAGCUCGAGCUCAGCCAAAACACGAGAAAUGUCGACAAACGGCGCUAAAACCGCCACGAUGGACGGACAGGUGGCGAUGGAGCUGAACGAGGUCACGACCCACGACAGAUCCAAACCAGAGGAGGUACAGGAGGAACGCAAUGACGACAAUAAGAAAAAGAAGAAGGAUAUUCCUGACAGGGAAACAUGGGGGGGAAAGUUUGACUUCCUGUUGUCUUGCGUCGGAUACGCCAUCGGGCUCGGGAACGUCUGGAGAUUCCCGUACCUGUGCGGAAAAAACGGCGGAGGGGCCUUCCUGAUUCCUUACUUCCUGACCCUGAUAUUCGCCGGAAUGCCGUUGUUCCUCCUCGAGUGUGCGCUCGGUCAGUACACGUCCAUCGGCGGGCUCGGAGUGUGGAAACUGGCGCCGAUGUUUAAAGGAGUCGGCCUCGCCGCAGCCGUGCUCUCCUUCUGGCUCAACAUUUACUACAUCGUGAUCAUUGCUUGGGCUUUGUACUACCUGUACAACUCCUUCACCACUGACCUUCCAUGGAAAUCCUGUAACAAUCCAUGGAACACAGAGAGAUGUUUCACAAACUACAGCAUUGCAGACACCACCAACCUGACCAGCGCCGUAUUGGAGUUUUGGGAACGCAACGUACAUAACAUCACCGACGGUUUGGAGAAACCGGGGCAGAUCCGCACGCCGCUAGCAAUAACUCUGGCCAUCGCCUGGGUCCUCGUCUACUUCUGUAUCUGGAAAGGUGUUCGGUGGACUGGAAAGGUUGUGUAUUUCUCAGCCACCUAUCCCUACUUCAUGUUGUUUAUUCUGUUCAUCCGCGGAGUCACGCUUCCAGGAGCGAGGGAUGGAAUCCUGUUCUACAUCACGCCUGACUUUGAGAAGCUCAAAGAGUCGGAGGUCUGGCUGGACGCCGCCACUCAGAUUUUUUUCUCGUAUGGUUUGGGGCUCGGCUCUCUGAUCGCACUCGGCAGUUACAACCCCUUCAACAACAACGUUUACAGAGACUCGGUCAUCGUGUGCUUUAUAAACUCCUCUACCAGUAUGUUUGCUGGGUUCGUCAUUUUCUCCAUCGUGGGUUUCAUGGCUCACGUGACUAAGAGGCCGAUAGCCGACGUAGCCGCUUCAGGUCCAGGCUUGGCGUUUUUAGCGUACCCCGAAGCCGUGACGCAGUUACCCAUCUCUCCACUGUGGGCCAUCCUCUUCUUCUCCAUGCUGCUCAUGCUGGGAAUCGACAGCCAGUUCUGUACAGUCGAAGGCUUUAUCACCGCUCUGGUGGACGAGUUUCCAGCAGUCCUGAGGAAGAGGCGCGAGAUCUUCAUCGCGUGUGUGUGCGUCGUGUCGUAUAUAAUCGGCCUCUCAAAUAUCACACAGGGCGGCCUUUACGUCUUCAAACUCUUCGAUUAUUACUCCGCCAGUGGCAUGUCUCUCCUCUUCCUGGUUUUCUUCGAGUGUAUCUCCAUCUCAUGGUUUUACGGUGUGAAUAAGUUCUACAGUAACAUAGAGGAGAUGAUCGGAUAUAAACCCUGCCUAUGGUGGAAACUCUGCUGGGUGUUUUUCACUCCUCUGGUCGUUGCAGGAGUGUUUCUGUUCAGCGCCGUCCAAAUGGUUCCUCUCAAAAUGAAUAACUACGUGUUCCCAGCGUGGGGUCAGGGCGUCGGCUGGCUCAUGGCCCUCUCCUCCAUGAUCCUCAUCCCAGGAUACAUGGUGUACCUGUUCCUCAGCAACAGGGCGAAAUCUAAAGAGGAUGGAAAGUCAGAGCGAUCUCAGGAGAACAAGGCUGAACCACAGCAGCAACUGGGUGAAAAUGCCAUCAGUGUGUACCCGAGCAACGCACACACCCCGAACCGAGAGCAAUCACCGAGCGCAUAAACGCCCCGGACCAAGAGCAAUCACAGAGCAGCAGCUCAGAGGACUUCCAUCUUUCUACAGUAAUAGAGUCAUCUACCUCCAGGGGCCAAUUACCAUCCAAUCUUAUAAUAAUAAUAAUAAUAAUAAUAAUAAUGUGGAACCGUUUGUUUGUUUUUGCCUGUUGCAGGUGUCAGUGUAGAGGUUAGAAUGUGAAUGCAAAGUGUGUAAGUGUAAAAAAAAAAAAAAACAGGAAUUGUAUUUUUAAAAAGCGUUCUGUACGCAAGUAAAUCUGUUGAUCGUGUUGAACCCGUGUGUAAAAUCACAGAAGGUCCGUCCAGGCUGACGUGCGAUAACGGCAUUUUUAAUGUGCACAAUAUUACUAUCACUUUCAUCAAGUUUCAGCAAUUUUUUAUACGUUUAAUAUUUUCUGUAGAUUUUUAUGCAUUUUAUUUAUUUUUUUACUUAUUUAUUAUUACUUUUUGUUUUUCAGCAUUUAAUUUAGUGUUUUUUUGCAUUUUUCAGUAUUCUUUU